Molecule: messenger RNA, 1925 nt
Organism: Magallana angulata
Lineage: Eukaryota; Metazoa; Mollusca; Bivalvia; Ostreida; Ostreidae
Product: pancreatic lipase-related protein 2-like
Exons: 9
Coding region: 12-1460 (482 amino acids)
Biological process (GO): lipid metabolic process
Molecular function (GO): lipase activity; carboxylic ester hydrolase activity
Source: RefSeq, a predicted model, not a curated record
UAGUGCACAUUAUGACGGCACAGAUAGCAAUCCUGUUGACUUUUGUAGCCCUUGUAUGUACGAGUACAACAGAAAACCCGUAUAAAAACAAAACAGUGUGUUACAAAUAUGUGGGCUGUUUCAACAACCUCCCUCCGUUUGACAACGCUGCUUACGACUUGCCACGCUCGCCCGAGGAGAUAGGGACAGAGUUUUUGCUGUUUACACGGAGGAAUCCAUCAAAUCCGGACCGUCUGGAUUAUGUAUCCCAGUCCUCUGUCGUCAGUUCUCAGUUCCAGCGCAGUGUCCAGACCAAGAUCAUUAUCCAUGGAUUCGCUAACACAGUCAAAACCACAUGGUUAUACAAAAUGAAACGCUCGUUUUUAACAAAGGGAGACUACAACGUGAUCAUCGUGGCGUGGGGGGCGGGAGCUGCGGCCCCCGACUACAACCAAGCCGUCUCCAACACCAGAAUGGUGGCCACCCAGACCCGGCUCAUCAUCGAGGGGCUGGUCCAGGCCGGGGGGAGGCUCGCUGACAUCCACCUCAUAGGUCACAGCCUUGGGGCCCACACCGCGGGAUCCACGGGCAGACAAUUGGGCGGCAAAAUUGGACGAAUCACGGGUCUGGAUCCAGCUAAACCAGCCUUUGAAAACCACCCAGAAGGAGUAAGAAUAGAUUCCUCGGAUGCUGUUUUUGUGGACAUUAUCCAUACUAAUGGAGCGCCCAUACGUCUUGGUGGUGCUGGCUUAAUGGAGGUGUCAGGUCACGUGGAUUUCUACGUCAAUGGAGGAGAGAGACAACCGGGAUGUCCCAGCCUUGUCACCGGGACGUUUGAACAGUUAUUCAGUCGCAAUCUAUCUGGUGCACUUACAGCCGCGUCAUGUAGCCAUAGCCGGUCUCACGAAUACUUCACCGAGUCUAUACUGACUGGCCGUCCCUUAACAGCGUACCCAUGUGACAAUUAUGAGAAGUUUAGCUCCGGAGGGUGCAGAACGUGUCGACGGGUAGGCUGCUCUCAGCUUGGCUUAAACGCAGACGUAAAAUCAGGACGCGGGAAAAUGUUUCUGGACACCCUCAGCAUGGCACCCUUCUUUGGUUAUCAUUAUCUUGUAACCGUUGUGUUUGGGACGCGCGAUUCCAUUGGUCAAUUACUACUAACAGGUCACGAUAGUGCUGGCCAAACGCAUCUAAUUCCUAUUACUAGUUCUGAGGAACAAUUAAGAGCAGGAAUGCCUCAUUCCAAAGUAGUCAUUUUGGAAAGAAGAUUUGCGAAUAUUAAAUCUAUUGAUGUUGUGUAUGUAAAAAAGAGAGGAUUUUUGUUUGGACUUGGAAGAGUACUAGAUGAAAUAACUUUGACAUCCAUUACUGUGGAAAACAUUCAGGCUAACAAUAAAUUCACGUUCUGUUUGGGAGGAUUACGAUUUCCGGAUAGAGUAUCCGUGACCACCACUCAAAGAUCCGCCUCCGGAACUUGUUAAAUCAUCCUACAUAAAAUAAUAAAAAUAUACUUAACAUAGUCCCAAAUGAAACGCGCUUUAAAUUUGUUUUUCGAAGUGCGUAUUUUUUCAAUGUGCUGUUAUGAUGUAAAUUUUGAAUUUUCUGGGUAGGUGUAAAUACAAAAUUUACAACACGAUAACUUUUUUUUACCAAAAUGGUAAAUUUUGUAUUUACACCUACCCAUGACAGUGCGUUGCAACACAUCAUCCACAUGUUUUCUGUUUGAUGAGACAAACACUCACUGACGGAAUAUCCGCCAACACUAUAUAAAGAUCGACAUCGUCAACUUGCUAGAAUCGGUCAAACAGAGACUUUAUCACGGUUUAUCUUUUACUUGUGGUUCAAUGAAAGAUGUCGUUAUAUGUGUGUUGAAUUAUUUUAAAUUGCAUAUAAUUAAAAAAAAAAUUUUUAAAUCAAAAUUCGUUUUCAACCACAUUUAAUAACCC